CACCUAUUAUCCUACUUUCUAAUAAACUCGACGAGAAGUCAUCAGUUUGGUAUUUAUUUCUGUUCAUCCGAUUGAUAAUGAUUAAUUUUGAGUGAAUAAUUUGUAGGUAGAAUAUUAAAAUUAAACUCCGUGUUUCUUAGUGAGAAUAUUUUAGAUAAUAUUCACAUACAGAAUCUGAAAAGUGAAAAAUGGUGUACACGUGGUUGGAUGAUUAUUGUGGUUCAGCAUUCUGGAAUGAAUCCAUUACGUGGAAUACAAAUCAGCCAAAUUUUACAGAUUGCUUCGAAGAAACGAUUUCAAUAUGGAUACCAUCUUUAUUCUUAUGGUUAUUCUCUGGAUUAGAAAUCUACUAUUACUGUAACAGCAGCAAGAGAAAAAUUCCUUGGAAUUUGUUGAAUUCAAUGAAGACAGUAAUUGCUCUCGUCCUAUGUUUUUUAGUAGCUGUGAAAGGAAUUCUCUCUAUGAAUGAUGAAGCUGACACUCACAUCUACAUCGAAGAUUAUAUGACACCAAUAAUUGAAUUUUCAACAUUGGUAUUAGUUAUGGUGCACAUUGAUAUGAAUCGAAGGAAGGGAUUUGGAACAUCUGGAAUCCUUUUCAUCUAUUGGCUUCUAUGUGUAAUCUGUGAUACUUCAACUAUAUAUUCAACAAUUCAUCGAUGGGAUAAAAGUGUCUACCAAAAAUGGAUGAAUAUUGUUCAUUUCAUAUUAUCACUGAGUGAAUUUUUUUUGAACUGUUUCGCAGAUCGAUCAGCAUUCCAUGUUGGGAAUAUAUCAUGGAAAGUAUGUCCAGAAGAAUAUAGCAGUUUUUUAUCACGUAUUUUAUUUUCUUGGCUAACUCCAUUGGCUUGGAAGGGUUACAAAAGUACUCUGCAAAAUUCAGAUAUAUGGUAUUUGAGAAAAGAAGAAAUGUGUGAAAAUGUGUAUCCAAAAUUCAAUAAAUAUUGGAAUUCGUCCCAAAAGAAAUGUGAAGGAAAACAAACCUCUAUUUUGCCAUCUCUGAUUAAGUGUUUUGGAAUGAAGAACCUUAUGGCUGCUUUCUUGAAAUUCAUUCAAGAUUCACUCAUGUUUGUGAGUCCACUUGUUCUGAGAUUGAUCAUUGAAUUUGUUGGUAAAGAUGAAGCAUUGUGGAAAGGUGUUUUAUAUGCUAGUAUAUUAUUUGUUGCAUGUAGUUUGCAAACAAUUUUUUUAUCCCAGUAUUUCUAUAAAAUGUUUACCAUUGGGAUUCAAAUGAGAGCUGCUUUAAUAUCAGCUAUUUACAGAAAAUCUUUGAGGAUAACUGGUUUCAGUAGGAAAGAAAAUACUGUCGGAGAAAUAGUUAAUUUGAUGUCAGUGGAUACUCAAUACUUCGUUGAUAUUUUAACCUAUCUCAAUUUAAUAUGGUCUGCACCAUAUCAAAUAAUUGUAUCUCUUUACUUGCUUUGGCAAACAUUAGGAAUAUCAGUGAUUGCAGGAGUUGGAAUGCUCAUAGUUAUGAUUCCAAUAAAUACAGUCAUCAUCAAUAGGGUUAAAAAAUUCCAAAUUAAUCAAAUGAAGCAUAAAGAUGAUAGGAUCAGAGUGACAAAUGAGAUGCUAAGUGGGAUCAAAAUUUUGAAAUUAUAUGCCUGGGAACCAUUCUUUGAGGAUUCAAUUCAGGGUAUAAGACUGAAAGAACUCUUCGAAAUGAGGAGAGCUGCUUUCAUGAAUGCGGGAUCUAAUUUCAUUUGGACUUGUGCUCCCUUCCUGGUUUCCUUUGUUACGUUUGUGACAUACGUUUCUAUAGAUGAAAAUAACGUUUUGGAUGCCACGAAAGCUUUCACAUCCAUAUCUCUUUUCAACAUUUUAAGAUUUCCAAUGGCUAUGCUACCGACAUUAAUUUCUAAUCUAGCACAGACAAGUGUUUCAUUGAGAAGAAUAAAUGAAUUCAUGAAUUCACCCGAAUUGGAUAUAAAUAAUGUUACACAUGAACCACGCUCAGAUUUUCCUCUGAUAAUGAAAAAUGGAAAAUUUUCAUGGGGAUGUCAACCAGUUUUACAAGAUAUCAAUAUACAUCUCUCAAAGGGAUCAUUAGUAGCUGUUGUUGGUCAAGUUGGAGCAGGAAAAAGCAGCCUUAUCUCAGCAUUUUUGGGAGAAAUGGAAAAAUGUCAUGGUCAAGUAAAUACAUUCGGGUCAGUGGCUUAUGUCUCACAACAAACAUGGAUACAAAAUGAUACCAUUAAAAACAAUAUACUCUUCGGUAGAAAAUACAACGAAAAAUUGUAUACCUCAGUUCUAGAAGCAUGCGCAUUGAAAGAAGAUUUGAAAAUUUUACCAGGGGGUGACCUAACAGAAAUUGGCGAAAAAGGUAUAAACCUAUCAGGAGGACAGAAACAGAGGGUGAAUCUUGCCAGAGCUGUAUAUGCAAUGCGCGAUAUAUAUUUUUUAGAUGAUCCUCUUAGCGCAGUAGAUUCUCAUGUUUCUAAGCAUAUAUUUGAACAUGUUAUUGGUCCUAAUGGUUUACUGAGAAAUAAAACGAGACUCCUCUCAACACAUUGUAUCAAUUUUCUGCACCUUACUGAUUUGAUACUGGUUCUCAAAAAUGGCUCCAUAUCCGAAAGAGGUGGCUAUGAAGAGCUGCUGAGCUCAAAAGGAGCAUUUGCCGAGUUCCUGGAGCAACAUUGCAAAAAUCCAUCUCAAGAUCAAAAUGACGACAAAGAGUUGAUUAAUGCUACAAGAGAUUCAACGGAAUUCGUCAACAAUACUGAAUUAGAGGUUAGCGAAAAAGAAACUAGUCAUUACUCAGAUUUGGUCAUAAAAUCAGACAAAUCCAGCCGUAACAACAGUUUCAGAGUCAGGCCUAGUUUUGAAAAUAAUUCCGGACAACUAACCGAAACUGAAAAGAUUGAAAUAGGCAGAGUGAGCUUUCAAGUAUACAAAAAUUAUAUUAUUUCCAUAGGCCCUCUUCUUUGCUUUGGGAUUCUUAUAUUCAAUUUAAUCUAUCAAACAUUUGGAGUGGCUUCCAGCUUCUGGCUAUCAAAAUGGUCAAAUGAUGAUUCGGCAGAGAAUACAUCAGUAAGAAACAAAUAUAUAGGGAUUUACGGACUACUAGGAUUAGGACAAGGUCUGGCGAGUUUCCUAUUAACCUUCGCAUUUGCUCAAGGAUUCUAUAUGUCAUCCAUCAAAGCUCAUCAGAAUCUAAUCAAAUCUUGUCUUCAUGCAGCACAAUCCUUUUACGAUACAACACCUACAGGAAGAAUUCUCAACAGAUUUUCUAACGAUCUGAAUUGUAUGGAUAAUACUCUGCCUAUGUCAGUGUAUCAGGCUGUAACUACUUUCUUUGUGUUGUUUGGAACACUAUUCGUCAUCAGCUAUAAUUUCCCAAUAUUUCUCAUUCUAAUAGUUCUGACAGCUACAGUCUUCUUCUUCAUACAAAGGAUUUACCAAAGCACAUGUAGACAACUAAAAAGAAUGGAAUCAGUCUCAAGGUCACCAAUUUUUUCCUUUUUUGGAGAAACUUUGACAGGUGCAUCAACAAUAAGAGCCUUCCUUCAAAAUGAAAGAUUCAUAGCAGAAUCAGAUAAGAAGCUAGACAAUAAUCAAGCACAUUACUUCUAUGGACUUGUUGCUAAUAGAUGGUUAGCAGUAAGGCUGGAAUCCAUUGCGAAUAUCAUUAUCCUAUUUUCAGCUCUCUUUUGUGUAUUUGAAAAGGAUAGACUCAGUACAGGAAUUGUUGGUCUUUCUGUGACUUAUGCUUUGCAGAUAACACAAACGUUGAACUGGCUCGUACGUAUGAUUUGUGAUGUAGAAACUAACAUUAUAGCUAUAGAAAGAAUAAAGGAUUACUCGGAACUACCUCAAGAGACUUUAUGGGUCAUACCUGAUACAGAACCCGAAUCUGAUUGGCCAAAAAAUGGUUGUAUUAUAUUUCAAGACUAUUCAGUUCGAUAUCGACCUGGCUUGGAUUUAGUUCUAACCAAAAUAAAUUUGAAAAUCGAUGAAAAAGAGAGAAUAGGAAUUGUUGGACGUACUGGGGCCGGUAAAUCUAGCUUGACCCUUUGUUUAUUCAGGAUCAUAGAAGCGGCUGGUGGCUCUAUACUCAUAGAUGGCAUCGAUAUAUCUAAACUAGGGCUUCAUACCCUCCGAUCGAAAAUAACCAUAAUUCCUCAGGAUGCGGUACUGUUUUCUGGAACGUUAAGAAUGAAUUUAGAUCCUUUCAAUAAAUAUACAGAUGAAGAAAUUUGGUCAACUUUAGAGCAUGCCCAUCUGAAAGAGUUUAUUGCAGGUUGUUCAAAAGGUCUUCAGUAUGAAGUGAACGAAGGUGGCGAAAACUUCUCUUUAGGACAACGACAACUUAUCUGCCUGUGUAGAGCACUAUUGAGAAAAACGAAAUUACUUAUUUUAGAUGAAGCUACAGCUGCUGUUGAUUACGGAACCGAUAGUUUCAUUCAAGAAACCAUUAGAACACAAUUUCGAGACUGUACCAUAAUAACAAUUGCUCAUCGAUUGAAUACAGUGAUUGAUUACGACAGAAUCAUUGUAUUAGAUAAAGGUUCAAUUAAAGAGGUUGAUUCACCACAUAAUCUCAUGAAACAAAACGGUAUUUUUUAUGGUAUGUGCAGAGAAGCUGGAAUACUUUGAAAACUUUAUAUAUAUGUUCAAAUUAGUUUCCAAGAAUGUUUGAUACAACUAUAAUAUGUAUUGUGUUAUAAGUUACGGAGUUAUUAAAAUUUUGUUAUUGA
This is a messenger RNA of Harmonia axyridis, 4696 nucleotides long. RefSeq names its product multidrug resistance-associated protein 1-like. NCBI's taxonomy places the organism in Eukaryota, Metazoa, Arthropoda, Insecta, Coleoptera, Coccinellidae. The transcript has 15 exons. Gene Ontology annotation, biological process: transmembrane transport. Gene Ontology annotation, molecular function: ATP hydrolysis activity; ATP binding; ABC-type transporter activity. The record is from RefSeq and is a predicted model, not a curated record. Bases 189 to 4595 code for a protein of 1468 amino acids. Gene Ontology annotation, cellular component: membrane.